AGACUUAUUCUACGAUCGCAGAUUUAGGUUUAUGUAUACCUGCUAAUAGUACUUCAUCAGUGGCCACAUGUGAGAAAUCGUUAAAGGGGAAUAAUUUAGUGUAUGGUGUGUUACCGUUCAUUGCUCCAGAAGCCUUUCUAGGAAAUCCUAUCCCGAAUGCACUUGCACCGAAACGUUUUAGGGAUUUGGCUCAACGUUGUUGUGAUCCGGAUCCAUUGAAAAGACCUACUGCAAAACAUUUGAAAUAUAUUCUUGAUUAUUGGUAUCAAUGUGCAAAUGGAAAUUUGAGACACAGCUCUAAGUGUAUGAAGAUCAUGAACGAAUUUUUAAGAGCUGAUGAUCAAGCUAGUAUGUUAUUUCAAGAAAAUGGGGUGUUUGAACAAGAGGAAGAAAUGAAGGAAAAAACAUGGUUCACAA
Molecule: messenger RNA, 417 nt
Organism: Racocetra fulgida
Lineage: Eukaryota; Fungi; Glomeromycota; Glomeromycetes; Diversisporales; Gigasporaceae
Source: the annotation of a GenBank genome assembly